GGAAGGGGGGGAGUGGGGGGGAGAAAGUACUGAGAGCAGCAUGAGACGAGCUGACCCGGCGCGGAAUGUCAGUCGCCGGUUUCUCUCUCCCCCGCCCGUCUCUCGUCCCUUCUCGCCCCCUUUUACGUUGACUCUCCCCAACUUCCCUGGGAGGCUUCGCCGAGGAAGCUCCCCCGUCAUUUUUGAAUCAUGAGCCUGCUUAAUUCAGCCUCCCUAGCGCGUGUUACCAGUAGACCUGCUCCCCCCGUGCAUUUCUUUGUCUUGAAUGGCUUUGUCGGGGGGGGGGGGGAUGUAGAUGUUUUAACUUAUUUAUAUGAAGCGAGUUGUGUUACUUGAAGUAACUGUUAAAGGGGGGGGGGAACCUACACACAUACACAAAGGCCCGGAGAGAGAUCUCCUCCCCCCUUCUCUCUCUCCCCCGUCCUGUUUUAGCCCCCCCCCUCUGUGUUGCACUCGCUUGUGCUUAACUGUGCAUGUGUGUUCAAAGUGUCAGUGUCUGUAUAGCUCCAAGCUGUGACCAAGAUUUCCAAUCCAAAACUACCUAAAUUUCCUGUGUCAUUAAUGGCUGUUGUAGAGGUGAAAUGAUGAAAUACAACUGAACGUGUCCUAACGUGUAGUGAAUAGUGAAUCUGUGACGAAAACUGUGAUUCCAGACAGUAUGUCCUUGCUGUGCCUUUGUAUAUGACUCUUUGCACGAACUUUUAGAGGUGGAUUUGAUUCAGCUCAGCUCCAGUAACGUCUAGUUAUUUCUUUCCUUCUUUUCUUUUUGUGAACAAAGUUAAAAAUAGAGUCAAGGUCUGGCUGUUUGAGCAAAAAUGUGAUCGGCUUUUUAAAAAACCAAUGUUUUUUUUUUAAAGUACUGACUGGACAAAUAAACUUUCUAUUGUAAGUUUUCCCCCUUUCUUUCUCCCACCCCCCUUUGCGCCUUUUCUGGUUUGUGCCUCCUUAGUUUUUAUCUGUCCCAACUGAGCAAAGUUGGAAAAGAAACUCUCUCUAAUGCAACUCAUUUCAGAGCAAUUGUCCAACAGACCGCUGGAGCUAAAGUUGCUCUUUGGAUGGGACUUUAUGUUAGGUAUCCACAGGCGUGGGUUGAGGGAAGAAAGCUGAAGGCUGGCUGGUUCGCUAUGGGGGGAAACACCCUGCCUUCUUCAUUCCUCUAGAUCCUUUAAAUCUCCUGGCAAACCAAGCCCUGUGCCCAUAGGUUUACAAAGAUAGUGCUGCAGACCUUCUCCAGUUUCUAAGCACUAUCCAGCUACGACAACACCCGCCAGUCCCCAUUAUCACACCACUUUUCCCCUUAAAAUGUUUUUGGGGUGGUUACUCUACUUAUUCAAUUCUGUUACAGUUAAGUUUUGCUAGAAAUGUAACGUUACUUACCCCCACCAGGGCUUGAAUGGUUAACUCCUCUCAGCUUCUAAGAGCAACUAAAGAUUUGCUCAUUUACUGACAGGCUACAUUGAUGUCUUCCUUUAAAAGUUAUAAAACAAUAAACUUUAUAAGGCCCAGUUCCGGCUAUAUGACAUUUGGUGCCAAAUGAAUAGGGUUUUGUCUAUGAAUUAGAUUGUAAAAUCACCCGUAGAACAGACAGAUAGGCUCACUGGCUGUAAAAAGUCACGUGGUGCCAUUAAAGUAAGUUUUAUGGUUUUGGGGAGUUGUCAUCCAACAUUAUAUGCCACAUAACAUAUAAUCUCACUGACGCUGGACUUCAUUUGACUCUUUUGCAGGCUAUGGGUGCCUCCUGGUCAUUCCAAUUGUCAGUUUUAGGUACAGAAGUAUCUAUUGUCCAAGUUCUCAAUAACUCUGUGAAAAAAUGGCUCCUGGCAAGUGAAGCGAUUCUGAAAGGCAUUCUCUUGGAAAAGGUCUGAGAAGACACGAAGGAUUUUCCUGGGGAAAAUGUGUUCAUGUAUAAAGACACAGUCGCUUGGCUGUGCGAUGGAAAUGUAUACUUUCUGGGUGGAGAAUGGAGCGCGCAUUGAAAAAUACAUAUGGCAGAUUGUCAUCAUUCAAGCGCUCUCGUCCACCGGAAAAUACGUUUUAAAGAAGCAUAAAAUCUGGGAAGACUUCGGUUCGGUGGCUGGGAGCCCGAGGAGGUCUACCAGGAGGGGCCAUUGGAGGAAAAACGUCACGUGACAGAGGGGUGCCAAUGUUAUUCUUUAAGGGUGUCAAGACCCUGUCAGUUUGUGAAAUAAAUAUUGGGAAACAACGAAAUGCAAAAAGCGACCUACUACGACAGCUCUGCGAUCUAUGGAGGCUAUCCCUACCAAGGAGCAAAUGGUUUCGCUUACAAUGCUAGUCAGCAGCAAUAUCCUCCGCCUCCUUCUUCAUCGCUGGUGGAAACUGAAUACCAUCGACCUGCUUGCUCUUUACAGUCCCCCGGAGGCGGCAGCUCUAUGUCCCACCAUAAGGCCAAUGAAAUCAAUGAGAGCUGUAUGAGGACCAUCAGCGGCCAACCCCUCCAGCCACCGGUCCUUCCAGAGCAACCCCAGCAGCCGCCCCCCAGCCAACAGGCCCCUCCGCCACCACCCCCCUCGGCCUCACCACCUGCAAAUGCCAGCACCAAUGCAACCCCCACUAACAUCACCAAGAACUCCAUCAUGAACUCGCCCACCAUGUCCAAACAGAUAUUUCCCUGGAUGAAAGAGUCUCGACAAAACACCAAGCAGAAAAACAGCGGUUCCAGUUCAGGUGAGAGUUGUGCUGGCGAUAAAAGCCCCCCUGGGCCAGCUUCCUCUAAGAGAGCCCGCACUGCUUAUACAAGUGCCCAGCUGGUAGAACUGGAAAAGGAAUUUCACUUCAAUAGAUACCUUUGCAGGCCAAGAAGGGUAGAGAUGGCUAACUUGCUCAAUCUCACGGAAAGACAGAUAAAAAUAUGGUUUCAGAACCGCAGGAUGAAGUACAAAAAGGAUCAGAAAGGGAAAGGUAUGAUGACCUCUUCGGGAGGACAAUCCCCCAGCAGGAGUCCCGUCCCACCGGCAACUGGAGGAUAUCUGAACUCUAUGCAUUCCCUAGUAAACAGUGUUCCCUACGAGCCCCAGUCACCUCCGUCCUUCGGCAAGCCUCAUCAGAAUGCCUAUGGCAUCCCGACGUCAUAUCCUGCUACUCUUAAUAGCUGCCCGCCUGCUCAAAAGAGAUACACCGGAACUGCAGCAGUGACUCCUGAAUAUGACCCUCAUCCUCUUCAAGGCAAUGGCUAUGGCAAUCCGCAUAUACAGGGAAGCCCCGUCUAUGUUGGGGGCAAUUAUGUGGAUACCAUGGCCAAUUCUGGGCCUUCCAUCUUUGGUCUGACUCACCUCCCUCAUCCUUCUUCCACCAGUAUGGACUACAGCGGGCCGAUGGGCAACAAUCAUCACCAUGGACCUUGUGAUCCACACCCGACCUAUACGGAACUUACUUCUCACCAUCCUUCUCAGGGAAGAAUUCAGGAAGCUCCCAAACUUACCCAUCUGUAAUAUACCAUUAUCAGUUACUAUGUGAACCCUUUAAAAAAAAAACACCGUCUCCCCUCUUUUUUUAAAAGGAAAGGAAAUACUUUAGGCCCCGCCCCCUCUAUUUUACUUUGUUUUUGUUUUCUUUUGGUAAAAAAGCGUUUUCUAGUUUAUGUGACGUAGCAAUAUUUGUUGCUUGAAUCGCUCUCUAGUUUCCAUAGUGAAUAUUUAUCUCCUUGAACUCUUUGCCUGGUGUCCUCGCUUUGAGAGUACCUGAGGCUUUGUACUUUCACGUCAACUCUUUUAUCAAAACAGGGUAUAUGAACAAUUUUUUUCUAUCCAGAUGGUUCUUAAAUGUGAAUUUGUUCGUACAGAAUUGAUCCCAGCCGGGGAAGCAUUUUUAUUUUAAUUGCACUUCUUUUAACUAGCGAGAGAGAAAUCAAAGGCGCUUGAACGGGGUCUCCCUGGGUGGAAUUAUUCAUACGUGUACGUCUUUCAACGUGUGUAUGCUGGUGAACAUUCAGAUUUAUUUAUAUUUUUUGCAAACUUUUAAUAAUCUAAGUGUUUAAAUUUUUUAUUUAUCCCCAUCUGUUCAUAUUUAUAUAUAUAAAGAUAUUAAAAAACUUGUACCCUGAAUAUUCAGGAGAUAUUUACCUGAUUGUAUGUUAGAUAGCAUACGUAGGGUAUCGUUUGAAAAGGAAGCUAGAACUCCUUUAUUUAAAAAUAAAAUGCAAUAAAAUCUGGAAAGCAAACGACAGGCUGCCACAGGAACAAAAAAAAUGGAUGUCUGUAACAUCAAACUAAACGGGAAAUGUGUAAACAGGAACAAGAAAAAAGCUAGAUUUGUUUUGAAAGUUAUACAUUCCUUGCUGCUCACAUUCUGAAAAAAAUAAAGUUUUUAUUCUGAAUAA
Sphaerodactylus townsendi is the source of this 4336-nucleotide messenger RNA. RefSeq names its product homeobox A3 (gene HOXA3). The transcript is spliced from 5 exons. Gene Ontology annotation, molecular function: RNA polymerase II cis-regulatory region sequence-specific DNA binding; DNA-binding transcription factor activity, RNA polymerase II-specific. Gene Ontology annotation, cellular component: nucleus. Gene Ontology annotation, biological process: regulation of transcription by RNA polymerase II. NCBI's taxonomy places the organism in Eukaryota, Metazoa, Chordata, Lepidosauria, Squamata, Sphaerodactylidae. The record is from RefSeq and is a predicted model, not a curated record. The coding region runs from base 2208 to 3449 and encodes 413 amino acids.